AAACUUUGCACACAAUAAAUGCAUUUAAUGAAACAAAAAAAAUGGAGGGAAGAACUACUCUCACGCGUCCCUGGGUCGAAGUCGGACUGUUGUGGUUGAUGCGCUCCCUCUUGCGGAAGUCGUCUACAGCCAAGAUCAAAAAUAUACACUCACAGCGAGUUUAGGUAAAGAAUAUAUUGAAAAUACGUAUCGGAGUUGUAGCACAGCGGACACAGGUCUGGGGCAUCACAAUCAGUAGUGAUGAAACUAAAAGAGUUAGAGAGUUGCUUACAGCAAGUGGACACAUUUGAAGAGCCAAAGAUCCUUCUUGAGCAGUAUCCAACCAGUCCUCAUAUUGCAGCACGCAUGCUUUAUACCAUCCAAAGCACGUUUGAUGACAUUGAGGGUAAACUAGUGGCUGAUCUGGGAUGUGGCUGUGGUGUCCUCAGUAUUGGGGCUGCGGUUCUUGAUGCAGGUUUGUGCGUUGGCUUCGACAUUGACAACGACGCACUGGACAUAUUCAGGAGAAAUGCAGAGGAAUUUGAGAUUUCUAACGUGGAUCUGGUUCAGUGUGACCUGUGCUCGUGGGGGGCAGAGGCAUAUGCCAAGAAGUUUGACACUGUAAUAAUGAAUCCACCAUUUGGGACAAAACACAACCAAGGCAUGGACAUGAAGUUCCUACAGGCCGCUUUAACAAUGGCAAAGACAGCAGUGUAUUCACUUCAUAAAACAUCAACACGAGAGCAUAUACAAAAGAAGGCUAAUGACUGGGGAGUGAAGAUGGAAGUAAUAGCAGAACUAAGGUACGACUUGCCAGCAUCUUACAAGUUCCACAAAAAGAAGUCGGUUGACAUCCAGGUGGACUUCAUAAGAUUCUCCAAGGUGUGACGCUUUCACUGGAAUGGAUUUAAGUUGCCUCUGUAUUUUCACUGUUUAUAAUAAAUGUUUUCAAAAAAGAAA
Messenger RNA from Micropterus salmoides (largemouth bass), 939 nucleotides. It is a transcript of the gene mettl5, whose product is annotated as methyltransferase like 5. Gene Ontology annotation, biological process: rRNA methylation. The coding region runs from base 241 to 867 and encodes 208 amino acids. Lineage: Eukaryota; Metazoa; Chordata; Actinopteri; Centrarchiformes; Centrarchidae. Gene Ontology annotation, molecular function: rRNA (adenine-N6-)-methyltransferase activity; nucleic acid binding. The record is from RefSeq and is a predicted model, not a curated record. The transcript has 7 exons.